Vespula pensylvanica (western yellowjacket) is the source of this 2053-nucleotide messenger RNA. Its product is annotated as neurogenic locus notch homolog protein 3-like. Bases 159 to 1400 code for a protein of 413 amino acids. The record is from RefSeq and is a predicted model, not a curated record. NCBI's taxonomy places the organism in Eukaryota, Metazoa, Arthropoda, Insecta, Hymenoptera, Vespidae. The transcript is spliced from 6 exons.
UGCUCAUCGUGCACGGAUCUUGCAAAGGAUCUAUAUAUUGAUCAUUGAAUUUUAAUUUAAUAUUUUCCUUAUGUUAUAUUAUAUUCACUUGUAGACCAAUUAGAAUUGUUGUACAUUUUGUAUAAAUUAUAAAAAGUUUUUAAAAAUAAAUCUAAAAAAUGGGGCAUUUCCGAAUUUUAAUAAUACUAUUGGUAGCGUUCGCCGUAAUGGUCAACGGCGGACAGUACUUACAAUCAAGGAUAAUCGCAUCUGGUGGUUGUGAUAACUACACUUGUGGAAUCAACGCGAAAUGCACAAUAAGUCGUGGGCGUCCUGUGUGUUCUUGUCUCAAUCUUCAUAUGGGCGAUCCUCUUUCACAAUGUAUACGUGUCGAGUGUUUAAUUAAUGAAGACUGUAUUGGAAUUAAAACUUGUAUAAAUAAUAAAUGUGUUGAUCCAUGCCCUGGUUUAUGUGGUAUAAAUGCAUCAUGUGAGACCAAAAAUCACAUACCUCAAUGUUAUUGCCCACCUGGAUAUACAGGCAAUCCUUCUAAUAAUUGUCAUUUAGCCGAUCCGCAAGCAGCAUGUAAACCUAGUCCAUGUGGAGAAAAUACAAGAUGUGAAGUAAUUAAUGAAAUACCUGUUUGUACUUGUCUUUCUGGUUAUAAAGGAUCGCCUUUAACUGGUUGUCGUCAUGAAUGUGAAAACGACCAUGAAUGUCCUAAUCAUCUAGCAUGUUCAUCUUUAUUUAAAUGUGAAAGUCCAUGUAAAUGUGGUAAAAAUGCUAAUUGCGAUGUUGUCAAUCAUCUUGCCAAAUGUACAUGUCCACAUAAUUGGUCAGGAAAUCCAUAUCUUUCUUGCCAUCCAGAAUGUACUACUCACUCUGAUUGUCCAGCUAGCAAACCUGCUUGUUUCUAUCAAAAAUGUGUAAAUCCUUGUGAUGGUGUAUGUGGAGUAAAUGCUGAUUGUAACUUACGUGAUAUUACUCCUGUAUGCAGUUGUCCAAGACAUAUGACAGGGAAUCCUUUUGUAUAUUGCAGAAAUUUUGAACCAAGAGAUCUUUGUGAACCAAACCCUUGUGGUAUAGAUGCAAUUUGUACUCCUGGUCAUGAUAAUACAGGUAAAGAAAGACCAGUUUGUACAUGUCCUACUGGUUAUAUUGGUAACGCUCUAAAAGUAUGUCAACGGGGAGAGUGCCUUAGCGAUAGUGAAUGUCCCGAUAAUCGAGCUUGCAUAGAUUUCACUUGUCAAAAUCCAUGUACUGGUUAUGAGUGUGGACCAAAUGCCGUUUGCACUCCAAGGCGUCAUAUUGCUGUUUGUACCUGUCCUGAUGGAACACGUGGUGAUGCACUUUUUAAUUGCAAUCCAAUUGAUAGUAAAACGGCAUAUUAUGCAAGAUCUUAUCGGUAUCGCUCCUAUUAAAUCGAACGGAAUUUUUAUGUAAAUAUUAAUGCGCAAAAAAAAUAGAAAAAAGUGUAGUGUAAACCUAAAAGUAUAUUUUUAUCCAUAGUUUUGAUGCUUUUUUUAUGUAUUUUCACAUAUAAAAACGUAAUAUAAUAAUAUUCGAUAUAAUUCUACAUUUAUUUUUUCUAUACCGUAAUAAAAAAUCUAUAUCUAUUAAGUUGAAUUCAAAUAUCGUGCCACGAUUUAGCGCGUCAUAAUGUCACAAAAUUUCAAAAAUAUAAAGUGCCGGACAAAGUAUUUCUAUUAAAGAUUGGAUUCAUCUUGUACUAUGAAUUAUACAAAAUAUAAUAUAUAGUAAUAAAUUUAAUAAUUGACAUUCAAUAAUAAUCGAAUAAAUAUUAAUAUAAAAUAUAAAAUAAAGAAUAUAGUGAUUAUUACUUCGUGUAUAAAAGCACAAACUAGUUCAUACAGAUGGCGGUACUGUCACAAUGUCGUACUUUUCAACAAUAAUAUAAGUUAAAAUUAGUGCUAUUAAUUAAUUUUAUUAUCUCUUAUUCUGUUAAUUUGUUUUUCUUUUCUUGUAUAAAAAUGAUAAUAUUUUUUUCCAUUAGAUUUCCCAUAUAUUUGUACACUAUGAUCUAAAGUAAAUAAAUUAAAUUAUUUCGAUUGAA